GAUCUUUAUCCAUACGAGUACGAUUUGUCGUCUCGCUUGAGCGGUCUCAACUUCCAACUCCACCGAAUACCAUUUCUACUGAGACAAUGCGAUACUUGGCGGUGCUCCAUCCGCCGUGCCCCGGAAUCAUCGGAUCAUCGAAACCAAGGUUCCUCCUCCUACAUCACCUUCUCCGUAGGAGAGCCAAGGGCUCAAUUGAUCUCAGGUGUCGAGCCCCUCUAGAAGGCACCCGUGUUGCUGCCUCAAGCAAGCCUCCGCCUUCUCCCGUGUCCGAUUCGGACCAGCAACCGCAAAUCUCAGAUGUGGAUGUUAGGUUUGAUUUGCAGAAAGAGACCGAAGGCUUGGACCUUGGUUGGUUACCGUCGUUUCCUCACGUGCUCACCGCUUCCAUGGCUAAUUUCCUCUUUGGUUAUCACAUUGGGGUGAUGAAUGGUCCUAUUGAAGCUAUAGCACAUGAACUUGGUUUUGAAGGAAACUCUUUUCUUGAAGGACUUGUGGUGAGCAUAUUCAUUGCUGGGGCAUUUAUUGGAAGCUUAGGCGUUUCUUCCUUUGUCGACAAAUUUGGUUCUCGGCGCACUUUUCAACUUGAUACAAUACCGUUGAUUCUUGGGGCACUUUUAAGUGCACAAGCACAUAAUUUGAAUGAAAUGCUCUGGGGAAGAUUUCUUGUUGGCCUUGGGAUUGGUACAAAUACUGUCCUUGUACCGCUUUAUAUAUCAGAGGUAUCUCCAACAAAAUAUAGGGGUUCACUAGGAUCUCUUUGUCAAAUUGGGACUUGUCUUGGUAUAAUUGCAUCACUUGCUUUAGGGAUUCCUUCUGAAAGUAAUCCUCACUGGUGGAGAGUAAUGCUAUAUAUAGCUUGUGUUCCUGGCUUUAUUCUUAUAUUUGGCAUGCAAUUUGCUGUUGAGAGUCCACGUUGGCUCUACAAGGUUGGAAGAGUCAAUGAGACAAAAAGAGUUAUAGAAACAAUUUGGGGUGAGUCAGAAGUUGAGAAGUCUCUUGAAGAGAUCGAAACUGUUAUUAAUGAUGAUGUCAAAAAUCAGAAAACUAGCUGGUUGGAACUUUUAGUGGAACCCAACAAGAAAGUUGCUUUUAUUGGAGGAUCUCUAUUCAUACUUCAACAGUUUGCUGGAAUAAAUGGAGUUCUUUACUUCUCAUCCUUGACCUUUCAAGAUGUGGGUAUUACUAGUAGUUCACUGGCUAGCUUACUUGUUGGACUGACCAACUUUGCAGGGGCAUUAUUUGCUUUAAUCCUGAUGGAUAAUCAAGGAAGGCGGAGGCUUUUAAUAGGAAGCUACCUGGGAAUGGCCGUCUCAAUGUUCCUUAUUGUUUAUGCUAUUACUGUUCCAUUGGAUGAAGGAUCUAGCCACAUAUUGUCUAUUCUUGGAACUCUGAUGUACAUCUUUACGUUUGCCUUAGGUGCUGGGCCGGUUACUGGUAUUAUUAUCCCAGAGCUCAGUUCUAACCAAUCACGUUCAAAGAUAAUGGGUUUUAGCUUCUCGAUACAUUGGAUUUGCAACUUUUUAGUGGGGUUAUAUUUCUUGGAAUUGGUGGAGAAAUUUGGUGUGGGGCCUGUGUAUGGAGCUUUCGGUGGGGUUUCCUUGAUGUCUGCAGUAUUUGCAACAUAUUUCAUAGUUGAAACAAAAGGACGCUCCCUUGAAGAAAUCGAAAUCUCUAUGAAUGCAAACUUAGCUGCUAAAGAUGAAUGAUGGAGAUCUUGUUUUUCUAAAAAUAUAUUAACAAAAGAAGUUUUGUUCUAGACGGAAAAGAUAUUAGUUUCAUGGCAGAAACUUCAUCAUUUGGAGCAGAUGCAGUCUGUGUUGAAGCAGUUCCUGGUGCUCAUGAUCACAUAUUUCCAUGUGGAAGAACAGAUUCAAGGAACUUAGCUUUGCUUCACUCUGUGCUACCGGCUACGGACUCGACCACAAAUAUUUUCCAAGUUUUCUCCAGAAUUUCAAACCACAAAUUCAUCUUUUCCUUGCAGAUGCGAUUAAAUCGGUUGAUGAUGCUUGGCAUUUUAUGUAGUUUGAGAUGAGCCUGUCAUAUUUAUGUGCAAAACAUGAUCAAGAUGUGAAGUCAAUAAUCAUGAAUUGUACUAUGGUGCAUAAAUAUUCUUUUGCUUAAAAGGUUAAGGUGGAUUUACAAGGUUGUGGGAUGCUCUCAUCGUCUUUUAGUUGUAACAGUGUUAGUAUAUUUACUCAGCAAGGUUGUAACAGUGUUAAAACC
Musa acuminata AAA Group (dessert banana) is the source of this 2226-nucleotide messenger RNA. Its product is annotated as probable plastidic glucose transporter 1. Gene Ontology annotation, molecular function: hexose transmembrane transporter activity. Gene Ontology annotation, cellular component: membrane. The transcript has 13 exons. The coding region runs from base 87 to 1709 and encodes 540 amino acids. The record is from RefSeq and is a predicted model, not a curated record. NCBI's taxonomy places the organism in Eukaryota, Viridiplantae, Streptophyta, Magnoliopsida, Zingiberales, Musaceae. Gene Ontology annotation, biological process: monosaccharide transmembrane transport.